Molecule: messenger RNA, 4329 nt
Organism: Cladocopium goreaui
Lineage: Eukaryota; Dinophyceae; Suessiales; Symbiodiniaceae
Source: the annotation of a GenBank genome assembly
AUGCCCAUCUGCAGCUUGAUCAGUAGGAUCUUCUUUUGCCGACGCAAUAGGGUCGCUGCUGAUAGGCUGCUUGAGCCACCUCAGGCGCCAGAAGCUCCUGAGGGAACACCAUCGAGCACCAGUAGCUCUACCUCUGUGGACAGCAGAGGCACUUUGAGAUUAGGCCAAAUUGAGAGAGAGGUGCUCUGGGUAUUGCCUACGCCCACUGGUUGCUUCUUUGGGCACGAAGGAUUACAACCACCUCCCUGCACUCAAGAUCUCAGGUGGUACUGCAUUUGGGACAUUCCCGGUGUGGGCCGCUGGCGCAUUGCCGGGGUUCAUUGGGGAGUUGGAGUCAAAGCAUACGCUGCUAUUCUCCAUCUUCACAGAGGUGAGUUCAAAGGCAUUGCUUUCAGGAGAUUUGAUACAAGGGAGGAGGCAGUUUGCGCUUUUGAGGAGGAAGCGCACAAGUGGGAUCUUUCCCCACGCCUGAGCCAGCGCGUACAGAACCCAUGGAUCCAAUCACUGGUGCGAUGCACUGCGGAAGAGAUCAGCAAGACUGGCCUCUCGCAUGUCGAGCACCAGGGAGUCACCUUUUGCCUAGUCGAGUCAGAGUUCAGCAACCUUGUCGGAGGAUGCCCAGAGGCCGCUAUGAUGCUGGACACCGACCUCAAGGCACUGAUGAAGCUGGGAGUCACUGUUGUGCAGUCCGACGAAGAUCUGACAUAUGCAACAGCAGCACGGCCUCGAAAAACUCAAAUCGCGCCUUCGGAGCAAACCGAAGACAGCUCAGAGGAAGAGGGCAUGGAUGCAAUGUCCAAGCUGAAAAAGAGCUGGCUAGGCUUUGGUAUGGGAGACGAAAAGACAGAGGAGCACAGCGGCCUGGUUCCUGAUCGGCGCCACCAGAAGAGGUUCGCUCUGCUGGACAAGGAGAGCAAGAACCGUGGUUCGAAAAGCUCGAGCUCCCAGUUGCAGGAGCAAGCUCUCCAGGUUGCAAUGAAGAGCGAAGACCCAUUGAAAGGCCUUCUUGCGCUUCAGAUCAUGAACAUGGAGAAGAAGAAGAAGGGCAAGCAACGGAAGCACAAGUCAGAGACAAGCUCGAGUUCUUCAGGGAGCGACACGUCGAGCGAGGACGACGACACCAACAAGCUGCUAAAAGGCCACUCCAAAGCGGUCCACAAUUAUCAGCUGUCUGGCAAGAAGAUGUUUGCCCAGCCCUUGAAGUACGUGAAGAAGUACGUCAAGGACCUCGAACGGGAACUUGGAGCCCAAGACCGACCGUUCAGAGUGGUCGAUCAGAAUCGCCGGAUUGCCUUCGGUCGCCAGCGCAACCUUCAGAGGUGUCACUACCUCAUGGGGCUUGUGCUGGAGCUGCUUUUGAAGAACAAGCCCGAGAAGGCAGCCUUGCAAUGCACCCUGGCAUUGCAAGCAAUGCAUCAAGCAGCAUUGGACCAAGGGGAAUGGACAGUUGCGUGGCUGAUCACGCACCAAGAAGACCCAUUUUCCAAGAAGCAAUUGGGAGGAGACCCAGGGGUUCUUCAACAUGUCACGACAUACCUGAAGUCGAUGCACGAGCUUCAACAAUCCACAGAGAGCAUCCGCAAGAAGGGCGGUGGAAAAGGAAAUGCCGACGAUGCCGGCGAUCAGAACCAGAACAAGGAAGGGAAGGGCAAAGGCCGCAGAGGCAAGGGCACCAAAGAGAAGACCGUCGACAAGGACAACACCGAGGGGCCCGGCGUAGGGCACGGAGACGAGGCCGGAGCGAAGCUUGGUGCUAUGCUGAAAUGUUGUGGGCAUAUUUCACAUUCCUUCAUGGAGGUGCGACCAGCAACUCGUGUUGCCAAACCGGUGAAGCCUGAAAGGAUGUCCUUACCCUCUGUGGCAGGUAUCAUCGAACCCAGCCACUUUUUGAAAGGCCAUCACCUCGACAGUUUCAACGCCAUGGCAACCGAGAUUCCACAUGGAAUUGAACCCGACAACCCCACAGUAGGUUGCUUCAAGGUGGAACCAGAAGACUUGCAUGCUGUUAAUAGGAAAUUACUCACUAGCGGUGUGGCCGCGUUGAUUCCCGAAGAGCUUGCCAUGCGGGAUAGCCGAGGUAACAUAAUUUCUGGGGGCUUGUUUGCGGUUGACCACAAACCAACUAGUGACAGGGUAAUCCUCGACCGUAGACCCUUCAACGAGUUAGAACGUAGACUAGUUUGGGCACGGUUGCCACAUGGAUCCCUUUUAACUCAGUUGAUAGUCCCUAAGGGUUAUUCCAUUAGAGGCAGUGGUGAUGAUUUGAGCAAUUACUUCUAUCUUCUUAAGCAUAGGCCCGAUUGGUUACAUCGCAACACCGUAGGCCAAUCAUUCGAUGGCGAGGGCUAUGAGGAGUUUGGUGGGGUAAAAGGCAAAAAGUUCCUACUCUCUUUCCAAGUCAUUGCAAUGGGCGACCUUAAUGCUGUUGACAUAGCACAGCAAGUGCACCUUGAAAUACUGAGGGAUGGACAGUGUAUGGCUCCCAAUGAAUGCAUCGAGUUUAAACACCCUUUGCCUGCAUCUCACACUCUUGAAGGGUUGUACAUUGACGACCACAUCAUCACACAAAUCUUACCCUCUAAGAAAAAUAGACCACCAAAGAUGAAGUAUAGGGAUGAGGAGCUGCUAGAAAACAGCCGGCGCCAAUAUGCCCGACACUCGAUUCCCACGUCAGAUAGCAAAGCCUUCAGCAAGGCCUCAAACUUCGUGGCGUGGGGCACAGAGGUUGACAGCCGCAGCGGAAGAGAUACUUUCUUAUGGAUUGAGAGUUUGGGUGAUGAAGACCGUAAACCACUCCCCACUUCAGUUCGCGAAGAACUUUUGAGCUGCGGCCUUGUGUUGCCGCUGUGCCAUUCCAACAUCCGUUGGCCAAUCUCGUGUAGACUCGGAGCCAGUGAUGCUUCACUUUCACAUGGUGGCAGGGCAGCCACCUUAGUCACACCUGCAAUCGCUCAGACUUUAUACAGAUAUGCCGAACACAAGGGCGAGCACGUGAGAUUAGAUUGGGCCCGUGGUGCAGUCCAGCCACCCAGUGAAAUGCGUCAGGCUCCACAAGAGCUUGAAGAGCUAGUUGCAGAUCUCCCUUGGAACAAGACCGAAACCUGUAGUUUCGCUCAUCGUCAACACAUAAACAUCUUAGAAGCACGAAUGAUUCACAGAGAGCUCAUGGAUCUUGUUCAUCAGUCAUCCCAGCCUCUUCGAGCCGUUUUGUUAGUUGACUCCCGAGCGGCGGCGGGUGCUUGGUCGAAGGGCCGCUCUUCAGCCAGAAAUCUUAACAGAGUACUCAGGCAAGCGUUAGGCUGGACACUUGAGAUCUUAGGAAGUGAGUUAAAUGAAUAUAGGACACGCCAUUCCAACCGAGAUAUCUGGAGGAAGGUCAAGCAGCAAGGAUCCGACCAAACUGUGCAUGAAGCCACCACUCCUGCGGAUGUUCCCCGUCCGUGUUCCACAGAUCGGAAAACAGCAGUCCGGACCGCAGCCUCAGAACAUCCUGCGUCAAAGAAGUGGACAUUCAGAGAAGUGUUCGCAGGUGCGGAGCUGGCUAAACAUGCUGGCUGGAAGUUGCGCUGGAACAAGUACAGCAAGGCAUACCAGCGGAGAUUGCUAGAAGGUGUCACCACACUGAAUGAGUUCUUGCAUACUGCUGGAGUGAAUGUGGAGGUUUUACACAAAGGAAGAUCCAAAGAUGUGGAUGAGAUUCUCGAACAGUUUGUCCGGUCACAGCAUGCCACAGGUCACAGAUCAAGCCUCAGACAGGCCAAACAUGCUGUGCUCAUGAUACAAAUUAUGAGACCCCGGCUGCGACGGUCACUGCAAAGCACAUGGGAAGCUUUGAAGUCGUGGGAGGAAAGUCAACCAGCUAGCUUCAGAGCCCCUAUGCCGCUGGCUCUACUGGCAGCCAUGGUUUGCAGUUCAAGAAUCCGAGCUGAUAGUUGCGCUUCUGACCGAGAGCGUGUGUUAUGGUUCACAUUCUCUGCACUUCUCUUUGUUGGCUUCUUCGGGCUACUUAGACCUGGUGAACUCCUGAACAUUGCAGGCAGAGACGUUAGCCUGCCUAACUCCCUGACAAUGGGAAGCUGCUUCGCUGUAGUCAAGAUUGCAAGACCAAAAAAUGCGAGGCAGAUGGGAGUUCAGCAGUUCAUCGAAGUGCGACACCCUGACGCCAUCAACUGGUUGUCAUGGUUGAAGGCAACUCAUUUAGAUGAUCGCCCCUUUUGGCAAAGUACAUCCAACAGGUUUCGCCAUAUGUUCAAGCAGAUUUGUGGCACUCUUCAGAUUAGUCAGCUGCAGCUUUCUCCCGCCUCUCUCCGUGCGGGGGCUUGUCGAUGA